Xenopus tropicalis (tropical clawed frog) is the source of this 1471-nucleotide messenger RNA. RefSeq names its product hes family bHLH transcription factor 5, gene 3 (gene hes5.3). The coding region runs from base 323 to 805 and encodes 160 amino acids. The record is from RefSeq and is a predicted model, not a curated record. Gene Ontology annotation, biological process: negative regulation of cell differentiation; DNA-templated transcription; neuronal stem cell population maintenance. Gene Ontology annotation, molecular function: protein dimerization activity; DNA binding. The transcript is spliced from 3 exons. Gene Ontology annotation, cellular component: nucleus. Lineage: Eukaryota; Metazoa; Chordata; Amphibia; Anura; Pipidae.
UUAUCUCUCAGUUCUGCCUCUGGCAACAGGUCAGAAGCAUUGUGGGUGGAACUUUCCCAGGUUCUGACAGUCAGACCAUGUGUCCUUUGUACAGCACACACUCCUGACAUCUGGGUGGGGGUCCAUUCUUUUGGCAACAGAAGCUAAUUUCACAGGCAUGAAUGAAAGUGACUGUUGUCCUGGAGCUCUUCUGAUUGGUUCCAUGCUGUGGGAAACUCAGAGUAGAUGGGGACCCAGGCAUUGUCAUGCAGACGUGAGGGUAUAAAGGCAGAGCUACAGACAACUCUCUGAAUGAAUCUCUUUUACUAACAGAGCCUAUAACAUGGCUGUCAACAGUGCAACCUGCCUCAUCUCCAGAGAGUAUCCUGCAGAUAAACUCACUACCAAACAGAAAAACAAGAUAAGGAAACCAAUGGUGGAGAAAAUGCGCAGAGACCGCAUCAACAGCAGCAUUAACCAGCUCCAGAAUCUCUUGGAGAAGGAAUUCCAGCUCCUCCAGCCUGAUUCCAAGCCAGAGAAAGCCGAUAUCCUGGAAUUAGCUGUAAAGUUCCUCAAGCAACAGAUCUGCAGCCAAUCAAAAAAUAAUAGAAAAGACUAUCAAGAUUUCAGUCAAGGCUAUUCUAACUGCCUCCAUGAGACAUUUGCCUUCCUCUCUUUUCACCGUACAGAGGAGGAGAUGCAACUUAAACUGAUGAAUCAUUUUCAGUGCUUGGACUCACAGCCCAGAGGCAUUUCAGUCUCUUCUUCCCAUCAAAAGGGGCCUGGGCCAGUGGCCAGCACAAAGAUACUUUGGAGGCCGUGGUAGAGGGCAAUACUAAACAACAGAAUGAUAACACAAGCAGAGGUUAUUUGUGUUUUGAUCUUUGCUGCCACCCUUGUGGAUGAUUACAUUCAUACAUUUACUGCUUCAUAAUGAAGAAUAUAUAGUCUGUACAAAGGAUCCUACAUUGUUUUGAUGGGGCUAAAUAUAUUAUGCACUGUAUUUUAUCUUUUUUUUUUUUUUAUUAAAAAUGUUUAUAUAAAGAGAUAUAAUAGUUACCCUGAGGUUGAAUGCAGGCAGGCCGGACUUGCAGCCCUCUGGCAAUAUUGUCCUGAGGAAAACUUGCAAAUUCUGCAAUGGUUAAUCCAUGGCACUUAAGAUACAGAAUUAGAUGAAAUUUUAUAGUAAAGACAAUCAUGAUAAAAUGAAUGAGUAUAUAUCAGAUAGUUCUAUCAGUGUGUUAAAAUGUCUCUUGGAUAUGCUUAGGACUUCUACAGUCAUACUGAGUCAGCAAAGUACUUACAUUGUUCUACAAUAUUUGUAGGAUAUCUCUAAGUUAUGAUUAUAAUAACUGUGUAUAAAAUAAGUGGUUCACUGUUGGACCUGUGAAAUCAAUUAUAAUAUAUUGCACAAGUAAGCUGGAAAUCAGCUAUAUAAAGAUCAUUGUAAUAAUGGUUCCUAUGCAAAAAAAUAAAGUGGCCUUUGAAUAAA